CCGCAAUACCAUGAUCACAUCAGAUGUUGGACUUGAUAGCAAUCUCUGACGGUAUAUUUGAGGAAGACGGGUACUUUAAUGUUGUAUUUCCUGUUUCACGGGCUACCUUGGGUUUGAAAGGACGGAGGCUAGAAGUAGCCAGGCAAAGGGUCUGGCGAGGCUGGAGCACACUAGAUGACGGACGUUAGUGCAUGGGCGAGGUACUAAGACGGUCCCGAAUAAGGGGCUGGAUCUACGAGUCUGGAAUUAUACCAGAGCGACACGCCACACCACACUAAACACCUUCUCAGCUCUUUCCUCAGCUGCACUUCCUUUUUAACAGCCUAGCUCAAAACAUACGGGUAAUGCCAUCUGUGUCGGAUAACUGGAGAAAAGACACCUAAUGAGCACCUUCGUGCGUAGUUAUGUGGUUGCGUUGAACUGGGCUCAGCCGCUCAGAUAACCAUCGAAGGAUGUGUUAUCCGUAGGGAGUAAUGAUGAGAUGAACUUU
Serpula lacrymans var. lacrymans S7.9 is the source of this 490-nucleotide messenger RNA. RefSeq lists its product as uncharacterized. The annotation marks the transcript as partial. The transcript is spliced from 3 exons. NCBI's taxonomy places the organism in Eukaryota, Fungi, Basidiomycota, Agaricomycetes, Boletales, Serpulaceae. The record is from RefSeq and is a predicted model, not a curated record.